Molecule: messenger RNA, 324 nt
Organism: Echinococcus granulosus
Lineage: Eukaryota; Metazoa; Platyhelminthes; Cestoda; Cyclophyllidea; Taeniidae
Exons: 4
Coding region: 1-324 (107 amino acids)
Source: RefSeq, a predicted model, not a curated record
AUGUCACCAUUGCGUGUGAUGAUGAUAGCGUCACAGACGAGAAUGAGGAGACAGGAGGCAGUUGCCACGUCAUUUUUGCCGUGUUUAGUGGAUUGUGUAUUCACUAUGUCUUGUUCCAAAACUCAGCGCACCUUCUUCAAGGACCUGCAGCAACUCUACAAGACCAUCGAAGCCUCGACGGAUGGUCAGGCGACCAUCUUAGGAAUCGACGAGAUGUCAGUUAAUGUUUCGCUGAGACCCAAAUCGGGCUGCAACGCGCAUGCAGAAUUCGUUUUAAACGAGCCAAUAGCUUUCGACUCCCUAUCACAGAGUUUCGCAUUCUGA